Molecule: messenger RNA, 1721 nt
Organism: Nicotiana tabacum (common tobacco)
Lineage: Eukaryota; Viridiplantae; Streptophyta; Magnoliopsida; Solanales; Solanaceae
Product: protein CANDIDATE G-PROTEIN COUPLED RECEPTOR 7-like
Biological process (GO): transport
Cellular component (GO): membrane; Golgi apparatus
Source: RefSeq, a predicted model, not a curated record
UAGCAUCUCCUAUUUCCUUAAAGAGUAAUUCCGUUUCUCAAAUCAGAAGGAGAAGUACAUUGUGUCUCUUCUCUUUCUUAACGUACACUGCACACAAAACCAAUAUGUAAAUCACAAGAAAAAGGAACCAUUUAAUUUGCUUAUCCUCCAUUUGCAAUACACCUAAUUACAUCAUGUUGCGCUCAAUUUCUGUUCUCUUGUUUUUCUUUAUAGUAUCAUUUUAUCCAUGUUCUCUAGCUGAAAUCAGAUACUCUGAUGUUCGUUCGGACGAUCAUCCAAUUAUACCAUUCGACGAAUUCGGAUUCACACAUCGUGGUAGAUUAGAACUCAAUGUCUCAAAAAUUUCCCUUGGUGUCCCAAACAGCCCUGCAAAUCUUGAUCUAUCCAAAGUUGGUUUCUUUCUUUGUACACGUGAUACGUGGAUGCAUGUUCUUGAGCAAAUUGAGGAUGCCGAAAUCACGUGUGCCCUCCAAUCUGAUAUUGUUAAGGUUGUCUACACCUUCGAUAAACUUGGUGACAACUCCUCUUUCGACACACUUUUUGUCGAAACGGAUGCUGAUCAGUACUCUCUUGUGUUUGCUAAUUGCUGUCCUCAACUCAAAGUUACAAUGUCCGUCCGAUCAGCUAUGUACAAUCUCGAUGCCAAAUCAGGCAACCGCGAUUUUCUCUCUGCUGGCAAGGCGAUUUUACCUAGGAUUUAUUUCCUGUUUUCGCUUGUUUAUUUCUCCUUGGCGAUCUUUUGGAUUUUCGUGUUGUAUAAGAAGCGACUUACCAUUCACGCGAUUCAUUUUUUCAUGCUCGCGGUGAUUUUAUUAAAAGCGCUGAAUUUGUUAUGUGAAGCAGAGGAUAAAUCUUAUAUUAAACGAACGGGUAGUGCUCAUGGAUGGGAUGUUCUAUUCUAUAUUUUUAGUUUCUUGAAAGGGAUAAUGUUGUUCACGUUGAUCGUGUUGAUUGGGACGGGUUGGUCAUUUCUCAAACCUUAUUUACAGGACAAGGAGAAGAAGGUUUUGAUGAUUGUGAUACCACUUCAAGUUGUGGCAAAUAUAGCUCAAGUUGUGAUAGAUGAGAAUGGACCUUAUGGGGAAGAAUGGGUAACAUGGAAACAGGUUUUCUUGCUCGUUGAUGUGAUCUGUUGCUGCGCCGUUCUUUUCCCUAUAGUUUGGUCGAUUAAGAAUUUGCGCGAGGCUGCAAAAUCUGAUGGAAAAGCUGCUGUGAAUUUGAUGAAAUUGACACUUUUUAGGCAGUACUAUGUCGUGGUUAUAUGUUAUAUUUAUUUUACAAGGGUUGUGGUUUACGCCUUAGAAACAAUUACAUCGUAUAGGUAUCUUUGGACUAGUGUAGUGGCAGGGGAAGUUGCAACUCUGGCAUUUUAUCUGUUUACUGGAUAUAAAUUCAAGCCUGAGGUACACAAUCCAUACUUUGUUAUUGAUGACGAAGAGGAAGAGGCCGCGGCUGAGGCAUUAAAGAAUGACGAGUUUGAAUUGUGAGCAAAUCCUAGAGAAUUGAGGAUUUCAUGAUCAGUUUUGAGAUGGUUGAAGUGUUGGUGAGAAUUAAAGUGCAAAUCUUGUAGAUCAGUUUUAUUUUGAUGUUUUGUUUAACUUAUGUAUUGUCAAUCUUUUUCUCUGUAUUUGUACUUGAGCAUGUCAUAUAAUUUCUUGGAUUAGCAUCUUGUCUGGAAAAGAACAAUUGCUCUGUCAAUUUUUGCAUUUUUUUCAGUUUAA